Conger conger (European conger) is the source of this 2972-nucleotide messenger RNA. Its product is annotated as fizzy-related protein homolog. Gene Ontology annotation, cellular component: anaphase-promoting complex. Lineage: Eukaryota; Metazoa; Chordata; Actinopteri; Anguilliformes; Congridae. The record is from RefSeq and is a predicted model, not a curated record. Gene Ontology annotation, biological process: positive regulation of ubiquitin protein ligase activity; anaphase-promoting complex-dependent catabolic process; positive regulation of anaphase-promoting complex-dependent catabolic process. Gene Ontology annotation, molecular function: protein binding; ubiquitin ligase activator activity; anaphase-promoting complex binding.
UGUACCGCACGGUUCAGGCAAAUGCCAGCAGACACUGAAGCCCGCAAGACGUGGAGUUCAGUAACGCUGGUAAAUUGCGGGGCCUUGCUUACCAGCUUCGUGUCGCACCAUGGGCUCCUGGGUCGUGUCUUUCAGCACCGUCUCCAGUAUGGAACAGGCCCCAGACCUGGAUUCGAGGGGCCAGACUCGACGACGAUCCCCGACCUAAAGCAAGUCGGUGUAUUGAACAUUAGUGAGCCGUCUCCAUCAAACGCUGCCAUGGACCAGGACUAUGAGCAGCGGCUGUUUCAACAGAUCAAUAUCCACAAUGAGAAUGCCAGCCCUGUAAAAGCAACAGAGGUGAUGAGAACCCUGACCCCCACCAACUCGCCGGUUUCUUCCCCCAGCAAACAUGGCGACCGGUUCAUUCCGUCUCGCGCUGGAGCCAACUGGAGCAUCAACUUCCACAGGAUCAACGAGAAUGAGAAGUCACCCAGCCAGAACAGAAAAGCAAAAGAUGCGACGUCAGAUACCAGCAAAGCAGCCGACGGCCUGGCCUACUCUGCCCUGCUGAAGAACGAGCUGCUGGGGGCCGGGAUCGACAAGGUGCAGGACCCCCAGACCGAGGACCGCCGGCUACAGCCCUCCACCCCCGAGAAGAGGAGCCUCUUUAGCUACUCUCUGAGCGGUAAACGCUCCACCCCAGAUGAAGGGAACACCGUCUCCCCGUACUCCCUGUCCCCCGUCAGCUGCAAGAGUCAGAAGUUGUUACGGUCGCCGCGGAAACCCACGCGCAAAAUCUCCAAGAUCCCCUUCAAGGUGCUGGACGCCCCGGAGCUGCAGGACGACUUCUACCUGAACCUGGUGGACUGGUCAGCCCUGAACGUGCUCAGUGUGGGCCUGGGGACCUGCGUGUACCUCUGGAGCGCUUGCACCAGCCAGGUGACUCGUCUGUGCGACCUCUCGGUGGAAGGAGACUCCGUCACCUCGGUGGGCUGGUCAGAGAGGGGUAAUCUGGUGGCCGUGGGAACACACAAAGGGUUUGUGCAGAUCUGGGAUGCUGCUGCUGGCAAGAAGAUGUUCACCCUGGAGGGCCACACAGCCAGAGUCGGCGCGCUGGCGUGGAACGUGGACCAGCUGUCGUCGGGCAGCCGGGACCGGAUGAUCCUGCAGCGGGACGUGCGGACCCCCCCCCUGCAGUCGGAGCGCAGGCUGCAGGGACACCGGCAGGAGGUCUGCGGCCUGAAGUGGAGCACAGACCACCAGCUGCUGGCCUCCGGGGGCAACGACAACAAGCUGCUGGUGUGGAACCACUCCAGCCUGCUCCCCGUGCAGCAGUACACGGAGCACCUGGCAGCGGUGAAGGCCAUCGCCUGGUCCCCCCACCAGCACGGCCUGCUGGCGUCCGGGGGCGGCACGGCCGACCGCUGCGUGCGCUUCUGGAACACGCUGACGGGCCAGCCGCUGCAGUGCAUGGACACCGGCUCCCAGGUCUGCAACCUGGCCUGGUCCAAGCACGCCAACGAGCUGGUAAGCACACACGGCUACUCUCAGAACCAGAUCCUCGUGUGGAAAUAUCCGGCCCUGACGCAGGUGGCCAAGCUGACGGGCCACUCCUACAGAGUGCUUUACCUGGCCAUGUCUCCAGACGGGGAAGCCAUUGUCACGGGCGCCGGUGAUGAAACCCUGCGGUUCUGGAACGUGUUCAGCAAAACGCGGUCCACGAAGGAAUCUGUGUCUGUCUUGAACCUCUUCACCCGGAUACGGUAAUAUUAGGAAGGGUUUGGGGUGGGGGGUGGGUGGGGGUGUCCGGGAUAGAGACUUGAGAGGGAAUGCACAGAUUCCAUUGCACAACGCCACGUUGAUCCUGAGAGAGAGAGGAGGACGUGACUGAGGCUCCUCCAGCCCGUCGUUUCGGAGAGGAAGAGGAGUCAAAAAAAUACAGAAUCCAUUCUCCUCAAUAUUUGUUUACACACAAUCGACUGCCAAAUGUCUAUUCGGAGAAUUUUUUGUUUUUGUGUUUUUUUUUUGUUUGUUUUUUUUCUCCUCAAUGUUUGUUUAAUAUAUCAACACAUCUUUUCUUCUCUGUUUUUGUAUUUGUCAAGUGUCCAUGUUCACUUUAGUUUGUCGAAAGCAGCCUUAUACACCAACGCCGUUUAACCACUGGGAGAGAGAGAUGUGGGCGCCAUUUUAGUUAGCUAGAAUUCUAAUUUAUUUACUUUAUAAUAAUACUUUUGACAAUAGAUUAUAAUAUAAUUUUACAAUGGGGGACAAAGUAUUUUUUUUUAAAACAGCUAUGUAUGGGGGUUCAUGAAAAUUCACUCUCUCUUGUAAAAACAUUUCUAACUGGAACGUGAUCAAUCAAAACAGCCUUGUUUUUGUGAAGUACCUCAAAUCUCACAUUACCUUUGGUAAUUGCAUUGAAAACACUCCAUUUUGAACAAGAGAUUGAGAGAUUCUUAGCCAGUAUUGUCAGAACAGGGUUGACCUUGUGUCUUAAGUGAUGUAUCAGGUGCUACUAUUCCAACGACAUCAUGCUGUAUGUUACGAACCUAAUUUUACACUAUUCACUAUUAUGCGUGUUCAAACAAUAGGCAACGGUUCAAUGCAUUCACUCUUCCAGCCAGUGCUACCUGUUGUCUUCUGUGCCCAUCUAUAUUCCCAUAUGGGAAGGUUGAACACAUUGUGUCUGAGCAGUGGUACCAGUGCCAGUAUUAGAUUUACAUUUUUUGAAGUGUUUGAGUAACAUUUAAACCAUCAAGGCAUUAUAUUUGCAUACCCAGAAAAGAUUAUAAGAAGAUGGAUUUAAAAAAACUGGAAUCUCAAGUACAGCGUGUAGCCUGUAUAAUUUGGCUUGGAGUAUCUUAAACUCAAGUGGUUUUGAAUGUCCAGGUCUCAUGUUCUGUUUGUUUAUUUCCGAUUGAAUAGAGAGGCUUGAUUUCCCACUGCAUUUUCUUUGUCAUGUAAAAAAAAUACAAUUGAGCUCAAUUGUG